GCCAAGCGGGUUAUAAUGAAGGAGAUGACCAGAUGCUUCCUUGAGACACAUGCAUCUCAAGUCCCAGCGGACAACUACCCUCUUUGCCUUGAUUACUAUUUAAAAGGAGUACUCGACUUAAUAGUAAGAGAAGCAAACGAGGGAAGUUUACUGAUAACAGUGGAGUGCAGGACUCUGGAAAUUCUCGAAGGUCUGUGGGAAGACUUCUGUUCUGGUCAUUUGAAUGCAGUAGCCGAGGAACGCCUUUUGACAGAUGAUAUCAAGAGACGGUUUGAUGUGGAAUCCGUUAAGCUGGAAACAACUAUCUCGAAAGAAGAUUACCUGGCUUGCAAACUGUUCCUAAUGGGCAUGUCAAAAGUGAACCAGGACUCAUCAUUGAGGGCCCACGAAUCACUUGCCCACGACCAUGCUGACCAAGCUGCUGAUGAAACUCAGACUCAAACGGCUGAAGACGCUGAACCAAUGACAGUGCACUUUGCAGUUAAUUACAGAGAAAACUUCAAAAACACAGAAUCAGAAAAUGGUGCUCACCAAGAAAAAGAAGGAGAGGAAAGUCGACAACUACUGUCUGAAGAAAAAACAAGUGGUGUUGCCGUUGAUGAAUUACCUCAGUACUUUCAGUAUCCAAAACUAAUUCAUGACUCAACGCCAACAGAAGAAAGUGAGAAUAGUUUACGGUUAGCAGUGAGGUGCAGCAGUCUGGAAGGACUUGAACGCCUGUGGGAAGACUAUCGUUCUGGUCGCCUAAAUGAAAUAGCCGAGAAAUACCUUGUGACAGAUGAAAUAAAGAGGAGAUUUCAUGUGGAGUCUGUAAAUUUAGCCACAACUAUUCAGGAAGAAGAUUACUUGGCAUGCAAAGAGUUUCUGUCGAGCAAACCAAACAGCAAUGAUUGUUCACCCAUAAAGACUGCUGGAGAAACUUCGACUCAAACGUCUAGGGAAACUCAGACCCAGAUUGCUGUCAAACGUGGGACUCUGACUUUAGAGGAAAUACAGAUUCAACCUGCCGAGGAAUGGCAGAGUCAGAUGGUUGACGAAAGCGAGAUCUUCGUUUCAGGGAAUACUCACAUUUCAUCUACGAACGAAACUCGUACUUUGACUGUGGAAGGAACGGAGCCCCAAGUUGUUGCAGAAACUCAGAUUCCAUCGGCUGAGGAAACUAGGACAAGGGCUGUGGAAGCUAUACAAACUCGAGGUACUGGCAUGAGCAAGAUUCGAUCUGUGGAAAAAACUCAGACCCGGGCUACUACUGAAAGUACGAACCUUGCAAGAGACGAAACUCAGAUUCAACCUCCCGAAGAAACCUACCCCCGUACAAAGACCGCUGAGUACAUGAGCACCCUGGCUACAGAAGAAGCUAAAAAUGCGGAAGAAAAUGAAUCCUCAAUUUUGAACGAUGAGCUCGAGACAAAAGGCUCGACAUGUGCAGGAGUUGGUUCUCUGGCGCCGUCUUGCCAGUCUCUAACUCAGAUUCCUAAAGAAGUUGAAAAGUUUUCUGGUUCAGCAUUGGACAUCGGCGUGCCAAGUCCACAUUCUUCAUUCAAGGCAAUAAAGAUCAAUACCACCUUGACCAGUUUAAAUUUGAGUGGCAAAAUGAUUGGUGAUCAUGAUGUGCGUUCUCUCUCUGAGGAUCUUAAUGUCAACAAUACGUUAACCAAUCUAAAUGUAAGUGGGAACCACAUUGGUCAUAAUGGUGCGGGUCAUCUCUCUAAAGCCCUAAAAGUGAAUGGAACUUUGACCAAUCUGAAUGUGAGUGGGAACCACAUUAGUGAUAGUGGCGCAUGUCAUCUCUCUGAAGCACUAAAAAUGAAUGGAACGUUGGCUAAUCUAAACGUGAGUGAGAACAGCAUUGGUGAAAGUGGAGCGUGUCAUCUCUCUGAAGCCCUAAAAGUGAAUGGAACGUUGGCUGAUCUAAAUGUGAGUUGGAACAAACUUGGUGAAAGUGGAGCGUGUCGGCUCUCUGAAGCCCUUAAAGUGAAUAGAACGUUGGCUAAUCUGGAUGUGAGCGGCAACAAGAUUGGUGAAAGUGGAGCGUGUCAUCUCUCUGAAGCCCUAAAAGUGAAUGGAACUUUGACCAAUCUGAAUUUGAGUGGGAACAACAUCGGUGAUAGUGGUGCGGAUCAUCUCUCUGAAGCACUAAAAAUGAAUGGAACGUUGGCUAAUCUAAACGUGAGUGAGAACAGCAUUAGUGAAAGUGGAGCGUGUUAUCUCUCUGAAGCCUUAAAAGUGAAUGAAUCGUUGACUAAUCUGGAUGUGUACAACAACGAAAUUGGUGAUAGUGGUAUGGCUCAUCUCUCUGAAGCUCUAAAAGUGAAUGUAACUUUGACUAAUCUGGAUGUGACUGCGAACACGAUUGGUGAAAGUGGAGCGUGUCAUCUUUCUGAAGCCCUAAAAGUGAAUGGAACUUUGACUAAUCUGAACGUAAAUUGGAACAGCAUUAAUGAAAGUGGUGCGGGUCAUCUUUCUAAAGCUCUAAAAGUAAAUGGAACGUUGGCUAAACUAAAUGUGAUUUCAAACAACAUUGGUGAUAGUGGUGCAGGACAUCUCUCUGAAGCUCUAAAAGUGAAUGGAACGCUGGCUAACCUGAAUGUGAGUUGGAACAACAUUGGUGAUAGUGGUGCGGGUCAUCUCUCUGAAGCUCUAAAAGUGAACGGAACGUUGGCUUAUCUGAAUGUGACCGGCAACAAAAUUGGUGAUAGCGGUGCGAUUCAUCUCUCUGAAGCCCUAAAAGUGAAUGAAACGUUGGCUAAUCUGAAUGUGAGCGGCAACAAAAUUGGUGAUAGUGGUGCGGGUCUUCUCUCUGAAGCCCUAAAAGUGAAUGGAACGUUGGUUAAUCUGAAUAUGACAUGGAACAAUAUUGGUGAUACUGGUGCAGGUCAUCUCUCUGAAGCCCUUAAAGUGAAUAGAACGUCGACUGAUCUGGACAAGAGCAAGGACAACAUUGGUGAUAGUGCUGCGUGUCAUCUGAUUGGGCUUACUCUCCAGCGCAACGUUCGCAGUUUCUUGAAAAAAGUAUUCCCAAAAAAUGAAGAAAGAACUACAUUGGAAUCUCCCAAGUGCAAGCAAAGGGAAAAUCCUGACAGGUUUGCUCGCAAUAUGGGAAGAGGUAGGUGGACCAUACAAUUUACAAUCUGGUAAGUCUUUUCAUGGAAUUAAGAGUGACUGUAUAACAAUCGACCAAAAUCGACUUGCGGUAGCACAAGUCGAAAAAUCGAUUUCACUCGUAUUUUGCCCAUAGAUAGGUCCUAGUGAGAAUACAAACGGACCGUAAUUAGUUACUUCUAAUACGGCUUACUUUUGGCAGAAUUUUGCGAAAAACAAUUUCGUCCCGAUUGAGCUGAAAAUCUACUUCCAGUUAUGCUGAAUUUUCUGAGUAUUUGAUCGCAUCGCACAUCACACAGCAGCUACUUGAGAAUCUUUCAGUGAUAUGCAUAUUCAGCUCAGGUCUUCAUGGUACCACUGAACGAAAAGUAGCAUAAAUCAAAGUUAGUUUUAAGCCCGGACCGAGAUCGAACAGAAACGAAUAAUUUGACAAUGUGUUGCAAGCAAAUUAUAGCACUAAAAUAUCACUUUUUUUCUAUGGGCUAUAACUUUAAAUGCCUUAAAAAACUUCCUACUGGUUAACUAUACACCCAACUGUUUGAAAAUCAAAAAAAUACCUCUGGGGAAAUGGUUUUAAGACCGAAUUUACCAAAGGACCAGGCAGGGGUGAUACAUGCCAUCUCUUCUUUUUGGAUGAAACUUUGCCAGAUUGAA
This is a messenger RNA of Orbicella faveolata, 3756 nucleotides long. RefSeq lists its product as uncharacterized. Lineage: Eukaryota; Metazoa; Cnidaria; Anthozoa; Scleractinia; Merulinidae. The record is from RefSeq and is a predicted model, not a curated record. Gene Ontology annotation, molecular function: protein binding.